This is a messenger RNA of Grus americana (Whooping crane), 6369 nucleotides long. It is a transcript of the gene CYGB, whose product is annotated as cytoglobin. The record is from RefSeq and is a predicted model, not a curated record. The transcript has 3 exons. The coding region runs from base 390 to 929 and encodes 179 amino acids. NCBI's taxonomy places the organism in Eukaryota, Metazoa, Chordata, Aves, Gruiformes, Gruidae. Gene Ontology annotation, biological process: oxygen transport. Gene Ontology annotation, molecular function: iron ion binding; oxygen binding; heme binding.
AGAAAGUGAGCUCACGUUCACACAUUGGUAAAGAGGCUGGUCUUGCAAUGCCUUUGAAUAUUUUACUUUUAGGCAGUUCCCCAUCAGUCAGCCACACACACCCGAGCCGAGCUGAAGCUAACUACAGCCAUGGACAGCACUAGGAGAUCUGAAAUCUAAUCGCAUGCAUCAUACCUCCGGGAUAUUUUUUUAAAUUACAUAUAUAAACACGCCGACAGGCAGCCGCGCUCGCACACACACACACACAUAUACAUCCACACGUCGGCAGAGCCGCCAGCACCCGCACGGCCGCUGAGCAAACACCUUGUCUCUUCUCGCAGGAUAUACCCGCUCACACGCAUCCCUUUAUCUCCUCCUGGCUUCCCGGAGGAUCGUGCCGGCUGUUUUUCAUGGAGAAAGUCCAGGGAGAAAUGGAGAUUGAGAGAUGGGAAAGAAGUGAAGAGAUUUCAGACGCAGAAAAAAAGGUUAUUCAAGAGACAUGGAGCAGAGUAUAUGCAAACUGCGAGGACGUUGGGGUCUCCAUACUCAUCAGGUUUUUUGUCAACUUCCCAUCGGCCAAGCAGUACUUCAGCCAGUUCAAGCACAUGGAGGAUCCGCUGGAGAUGGAGAGGAGCUUGCAACUGCGUAAGCACGCUCGGCGGGUCAUGGGUGCCAUUAACACUGUUGUGGAGAACCUCAAUGACUCCGAAAAGGUGUCCUCCGUUCUGGCCCUGGUGGGCAAGGCCCAUGCCCUCAAGCACAAAGUGGAGCCCAUCUACUUUAAGAAACUCACUGGUGUCAUGCUGGAGGUCAUUGCUGAAGAAUACGCCAACGACUUCACCCCGGAGGCGCACGGCGCCUGGACCAAGAUGAGGACCCUCAUCUACACCCACGUGACGGCGGCGUACAAGGAGGUGGGCUGGGCGCAGUACCCCACCGCCACCCUGUGAGCGGCCAGCGGGGCCGGGCGAGGGGCAGGGAGGGCUUCGCUCACCCCAGGACUUCAGUCUGGUCUCUUCUCAAGAUCUUCGCUCAGUCUGGGGAGCCCGGUAGGGCCAGCUCUGUUAGCUGCCAAGUCACAAUUUGAUCUCCAUGGGGUUUAAAAACAAACUAAAUAAGCCAAAAACAAAACAAAACAAAAAAAAAAAUAGAACCACGAAGGGUGUGGGUGGGUCGGGGUGAAGCAGUUGCAGGGGAUGCUGGAAGGAGAUGCAGAACGUGAGGGGAGAGCGUUGGUUGUUGGCUCUUACUGUCCUGGCUUGUCCAUCACCACCUCCCAAAUCCUGCACCUCGCUUGCGUCAUCUCAAAGUCCCUUGCACAAGCUCUGCUGCGCAGCAGUGACGUGCAGCCCCGUUCGCUGACGAACAACAUGACCCUCAUUUUUCAUGCAAAGCCACCGGGUAAACCUGGCUCCUUGCUUUUGGGGGCACGAUGUGCUUAUGGGGACCGCCAGCUGCCCGACUGGCACCGAAAACGCUUUGCUUUGCACUUUCUGCACUCACCUGGCGGGGUGGCGGGGCCGCUGGCUGCGGCCGGAGCCGCUCUCGGCUGUCCAUCACCCUGCACCUUGGGCCAGCAGCAGCCCUCACCCCUCCAGUCAUCCAGAGUCCCUCUCCUUGGCCGGCUGUUGCAAACCCUCCUGGGGCUACAAGGAGCAAGGGGGUGGGAGGGAUGUACUCCCCCAGCGCGUAAGAGAGUGGGGAAGGAGGGGGAUGCCUUUGGGCUGCCUCCCCCUGUGGCUCGGAGCGCAGCGCGUAGGAUGGAUCCCUGUGCCAGACGCAGGGAGCUGGUGAGCCCGCCCGCCUCCCUUCAGCUCCCAUGGGCAGCAGGGACGUGCACGAGGAUGGGCUUGGGUGGCACGCGUUGUGCCAUCACCCUGGGAGCUGGUGCGCGUCCGUCUGCCCGGCAGCCAGGAGCAGCGGGGCGGCGCAGGGAUGUAGGGCUGGGGCGGCUCUGCCCCGCUCGGUGAGAAGAGGGGGGGGCUCAGGCUGGGGUGAGGAGGGGGGAAGAUGAAGUGGACGUAGCAGGAGGGGUUCCUGGGUGUGAAGAAAGCUCCCUGCUCUGUUAAAAUUAAUCAAUAACUUGUUGCAUAGAGCAUAUCCCUUCCCUCUUGGUGAAACCGGGUUCCUUCAGAUAAAGUGCCUGGUAGAAAUCAAGCCCCGCAGGAGCUGCGUCCCUCCUCGGGGGCUGGCGGUGCUCCCGCCCGUGCCUGGCAAAGGGCUCUCCAUCCCAAAACCAGACAUGGCUGCAAGGCUCGCAGCACUCAUCUUGCCUCCAAUGCCGACUCCUCCUGAAGCUGUGGGUGAGUCUGCUUGGGUUUGCUGCCUCAGUUUCCCCUUUGGUUACGAAAAAGGGAGGAGGAGCAGCCCCGUGGCCUCCUGCACGCAUGUGCUUGGAUUUAUAGGCUGCUCUGGGGACUGAUUCCCAAAGGAUUGGAGACAAAGCAUCAGAUGUGCUAGGAAGCUUUGGCAUCCUUGCCACCCAGUAUUUCCCAAAAAUGUCUCUUAUUUUUUUAAAGCCCUGCCGUUAAGGGCAGUGUUACCUAUUGCAGUGGGAAGGGGGUUCCCCUCUGAGAUUUCCUCUGGCCUCGCUCCACUACAGCCCCUGGGAGACGGCGGCUUUCCAGGGGACACCAGCUCCUCUCCUGGAUGUCAGCUGGGCGGGCAGCGAGCCCACGGUCCCCGGCUGGGAUCCCCACGGCUGCCCUGGGGACGUGUCCCCCCGCUCUGCUGCAGGGACGUUGCUGGAGGGGGCAGCAGAAACUCUCCCCGGGGCUGACCUCCCUCCUCCAGAGCAGCCAGCCGGGAACUCCUGCCUUGCUCACCCGUGGUCAGUUCAUCUGUGCUUUUAAUUAUCCCCAGGGAAGAGGGUUUGGGGUUUUUUUUCCUGUUUCCGGUGUUUUGCUUCCAUGCCAAGGGGCUCCUCUGCCCCCCAGCCCCAGCACUGCCAGGAGGGGUGGCCAGCACGGGGUGCCCGCUCCCAGAAAAGCUCCCAGUGGGGUUCUCCCCUUUCCUCUGCCGCCUGUAACCGCAGGUUUCUGCUCAGGAUCCGUGGGAGCCCGUACAGGGGGCAAACCCCGGACCCCAGCCCUGCUCCUUCCAUCCCUCACGCCAGAAUGCCGGCACAGCCCACGCCUGGGCACCCGCGCUGGGGGUGACUGUUCAGAGUGGCAGCAGGGGAGAUGUCUUCUCCUGUUCCUCUGGGCUCGGCUAGGUGCAGCCUGGAGUUCGUGCCACCGCCCGGUGCCCUGGCUCUGGGCAAGGGGGGGAUCUGGGGAGGGUUCUAAACCUUUGACUGCGUUCCCCGGCGCUCCCUCGCUUUCCUGCAGAGCCCUGGGACCAGGGUUAGUCCCAAAAUAGCUCCAGGGCUCCACCAAUGCCACUACAGCCACUCUCUCUGGCCUUGCAGUUCUUUCCUCCCUAUGUCCCAUAGUAAAGCAGGUGGAGAGGAGCGAUGGAGCCGGGAGCGAUGGCACGUCCUGGGCGUACAGAGAGGGUUGGGUGGAAAAAACUGCUCAGGGCACGGCUGUCCCUGGCACGGCAGCGUGCAAGGUCAAGGGGUUUAUAAAAGGAAGGGACAGGCACAGGGGGACAAGUGAUGCCACUUUGCUCAUGGAGUGGGCUGGCAUUUAAAGUCAGCACCCCCAAAAUUCAGCCCACCAGCCUGCACUGGUGCGGGUGCCAGCAGCUGAUGCCUCUGGCUCGUGUCUGAAUGUCCAAGCGGCCGCUCGUCCCUUGCACAGUUGGCGGAGGCACCUUUCAAACAGCAGCUGCUGGCCCGGGUCAGGAUUCGGCCCGUGCAGAAGGGAAAAGACCUGUUCAGUCAUUGACUUUGCUCCAGUGCAAAACUGGAGAGUGAUCUCGCUUGGAACAGGGCUGCUAGAUUAUUUUUUGGGGGGGAUUUGGGUGCAUCACAGGACUCUCACGAGCGCAGCUUCACAGAUUUCUGCCAAAACCGCGGGGCCAGCGGUGCAUAUUUUCAAUGAGUUCAUGUACUCCCCGUGCUCUGCGGAUGCUGGGCCAGGGAUGUUUCCGUACAGGGAUGUUCCAUCUUUAGACGCAGUUCACACGUUAACCUUUGAGGUUAAUAUUCUCCAGGUGGGAAUUUUAUUUUUUGGUGCAAGCCUUCCUCUCCCUUCCCACAACCCAAACUGGGCUCAGUGGCAAUCAGCAGGGAAGUGAUUUUUGGGGUGGCUGGAAAGUGCCCGUGUUCAUGCCUGACCCACCCGAGUGCCUUGGCUUUGGGGGAGCAGCAGUGAGGUUCCCCCCACCUCACCUUUGAAUGGGGCUUGGUUGCUUCUUUUUUUAUUUUUGUAUUUUUUCAUCCCUAGAAAAAACUGACCCAUGACCUCGUGCACCCACGCGUGUGUGUGCUGGGCUUGGGGUUUUUUUCCAGGCACAUUUUUCUAAAGCAAAUCCAGAUGUGUGCAGCUGCUGUCCCUCGAGGAGCUUUCCCCCCCUCCCCAUCAGCCAAAUUGCAGGCCAGUCAAAUAUAUGCAAACAAAAACAUGUUUAUUUUUACCAUCUCUGUAGGAAGUAAGAUGAAGCGGGGAGGGCGGCCGGGGCAGAGCUCAUGAGGGGAAGAGAUGGAGAUAAAGCGAACGCCCCCUCUUCACCACCCGCAGCAGAGCAGGCGUUGCUUAAAUCGGGGAAAAUUCUCAUCUGGGGAGAGAUGAAAAUGAACAGAAAAAGGAAAAAAUACCAUUCCAGAGUGACAGGGCUGAUAAAUACUGUGUGGAAGAGCAGCAAGGGAGGCCAGGUCCUGGCUCUGAGCGUGGCUCUCUGGUGCACACGCAUGCACACGCGUGUACAGCUGCUCCCUGUUACUGCCAGCCCCGUCGUGCCCCCCAACCCACUGCAGCUGGCUGGGGUCCCCCGUGUCCCCCCUUCCCUUCAGGCCCUGCUCGCUGGGGCACGACGUUCCAGCUCUCCUCGCGCCUGGCUUGGGGUAGGGGUGCUGCCCACGCGUGCUUUGGGCUCGGCUUCGCUCUCCUUGGGGGUGGCAGGUAGGGACUGACUGGCAAAGUGAUGCCCCGAAAAUUCAUCCGUGAGAAACUGGGGGCUCAGGGCACGGCACUGGCACGUGCUGGGGACCAGCUAGUCUCUCCUUGUCCCUGGCGGGGACCCCCACGUCCCUCAGCCCCGUUCGCCUUCCCCAGGGAUGCUGCCGGACUGCUCCUGCUCUCCCUGCUCCCCCCGAUGCCUGUGCCGUUGCGGCUGCCCCGGUGCAAGCCAGCCAAGCGCAGGUCAGAGCUGCCGCCCCGUGACCAGGGCAGGAUGCGGCCCCUGGCUCAGCCAGCGCCUCCAUGUGAGCAUCAGGGCUGGGCUUGGACCCGUGACCCAGGUGGGAAAGUCUUUGUGCCCCCUGCCAGCAGCAGGUGACUGCCAGCUGGGGGGGGAGGGAUUUGGUGUCCCCAGGGCAGGGUCCCCCCGGGCACCUCGUCCUGGCUCCCUCUGGGGACACUCGCUCAUGUCAACCAGCCUGUGUCCCCCCACCCCAGGUUUGCCGCUGUGUUUGGUCGGAGGGAGCUCUGUGCUGGAGGGAAGGGGAAGCGUUGUGCUGGGACGGGACGCAGAUCCCACCCACCCUGUCCCCCCCAUGGCCAACACUCACGGCAGGUGUAGCUCCAUACCCACCUGGCCAGCUAGAGAGACACAACAGCACCCCCAAGGACCUUGUGCCACCACCCUUGUCUUCUUUUACGGCCAGACACAUCCCCACGGCCGAGGCAGCCAAGCUGCCGGCUCUCCCGGGGCACUCCUCUUGCAUCUCUGCCAGUCUGCUCCAGUUUGCCCCAGUAAAGGGGAUCCCGGCGUCUCCCCGCUCUCUGGGGAGGUGCCCAGCGACUUCAGUGGGGACCAGAUUUCGGCUGGCUGGCCUCUGGCACCAGAGCUCAGCCUUCCCUGCCCCUUGCCGUAGGGAAGCCGCCCUGGUGCACUGAUAGCGCGAGGACUGCUCGGGGCCAGCACCAGCGAUGCCAGACAGAUGGGUGGAAGGGAAACCCAUGAGCUGACCUUGGACCAACUUAUCCGAAAGGGAGGGAUAAAACUACCCGCCUGGGUCUGACCUAUUUAACAGACUGCGAUGAUAAUUAUUUUCCAUAGCUGAAGUUGUCUCUAAUUGUUAGUAUGUCUUAACCAGUCCCACCGUGACCCACAGACAUGAGCCGGCGUGGUCUGAUGUAACUCCGUGUCUUUCCUGUUACUGCUGCGGAUACUGUUCAUGUACGUGAUUCUCGGCGCUUCUGUGCUGGUUUUAUACAUGCCGUUUCGUGUACGAUGGGUGUAACUUGUUUUUCUUUUUGUAGGUUUUUAGUAUGUUUGUAACCGGACAGAAUGGUGUUAUUAAACCGAAACUUGUAUCUUCAGUGGAUAAAUCAAUCAAACCCC